UAAAAUAUUUAAAUUUUCAGGCGACCCAAUCAGGCGUUCGUAUGGUGGUCACGUGAAAGCGCAUGGACGGCAACGUAUUUGUAUCGAAAAAGUUUGGACGAUUUUGAUGAUUACUUUAACUGGACGAUGACCCACAGACGAGAUUCAGACGUUAAUGGAAUGUUGUAUCCGUUUGUUGCGAGAGACUUUGUGAAGACAAGACUCAAGCAAACGAUCGACGCAGAGAACGACGAUUUGCCACGUGAUCCUGGAAUCGUUAAGGCGGAAAACAUUCUGUUUGGAAGCGAAGAUCAACGGAAGGACAACCAGGAGAUGGAGCCAAAGAUUCGUGAUGUCAUCGCACGAAAAACAGGAGUUGUUGCAUGGGUGGCAAGCAACUGUGCCCUCACAGAGGGUGCGAAACAAAGGUUCAUUGUUGUGCAACAGUUACAGAGGUUAGGGGUUGGGGUGGAUAUUUAUGGACACUGUGGGAACCUCACUUUUGGGAGUAAAGGGUUUUACCCAACAUUGGCUGACUAUAAGUUCUACUUGGCCUUUGAAAAUGGGGUUCAUUGUCGGGGUUAUAUCACAGAGAAGUUAUGGUUCAACGCAUUUUACUCUGGGGCUGUUCCUAUUGUGUGGGGUCCUCCUAAAAGUGAUGUGGAAGAAAUUGCUCCUCCAGGAUCAUUCAUUCAUUAUGAUGACUUUAAUUCACCUGAGGAGCUAGCUGAGUAUUUAAAACACUUAGACACAAACGUGGACGCUUAUACAAAGUACUUCGCGUGGAGAUGGAAAAUACCGGGUUAUUAUCCUUUACUAGGUGUAAAUGACUAUAAAGACCGGGCUUUGCUCACAAAACAUAAAAACCAUUUUGAUAACGCGUUUUGUGAAUUGUGUCGGUUCAUAAAAGGGGGCGUGAACCAAGUUUAUCAUAAAACAGUUCCUUCACUGAAAAAGUUUUGGUUUGACGCCGAUACAGAUGAUUGUUUAAAAAGAAACUGAUGUUUUUAAAGUUUUUGCUAGAGUAGUUUUUAAGAUUUCUUAAAUAGAUAAUAGAUAUUUUUUAUAGUGUUUGUCAAAUAUAAGUUAAAUAAACACCUGUGAAAAGUGGUGCAAGCAAUGCCAGGCUAUUGUUUG
Messenger RNA from Ciona intestinalis (vase tunicate), 1116 nucleotides. The record is from RefSeq and is a predicted model, not a curated record. Lineage: Eukaryota; Metazoa; Chordata; Ascidiacea; Phlebobranchia; Cionidae.